AUCUACCACGAUGACCUACCUAAACAGUCGUAAAAUUGGCCUACCUGGCAGCCCAUAAUUUCCCAUCUUUUUUUUUUAAAUAUGUGUUAUAGUUAUUGUGUGUGUAUUUUCCUCAUGGAUCUUAUUCCUAAACGCACUCUAUACGGCCCGUGUGAUGCCACGGUAACGGGCAUAAUUAGUGUGUUAAUCAAGCAAGUGUAGAAUCAAUUAAAUUUUGAACUCUGCCAUGUUGGAACGUACGGUAAUGUGACAUCUAUAGUCAUUUGUGGCAGAUUUGCCAGUAGGCCCUAGAUGCUGUGACUCCUUGAAACGUUUGAUGAACCAUGCCGUUCGUUAAAUAGGUUUGGAUUUGUGUUUCCUGGUUGCGGAGUGGGGAGAAACCUAACAGAAACCUUUUAUGUUGGACUGUAAGCAGAGCAUAUGCUACUAUACUUACUUAUUAUUAGAACAAGGGUUUGGAGAGUGUGUGUAACUGCAGCGAGAAUUUACACCACUUAAUUAGUAUACAUAGUAGAAGAAUGUUUGUUAAUACCGGUACUAAUAUUACUAAUAAUAGACACAUUUCAUGAUACAGAUUUGGAGAGUAGGGACUAUUAUUCACCAAGAGAAAAGACUGAUCGCAUAAUACUGUUAACACUUAGAUAGAUGGUCAAACUUACGUAAUGAGAUCGAUACUUCUUAGUUAAUGAAAGCCUGGUCGAUCUUGUCUGAGUGUGUCACCAGUUGAAACCGAAAAAAGGACCAGCGGUUCUCACGUUUUAAAUUUAAAGACUCCUUACUUGACUUUAUAUCAUUUUCUUUAACCCUUAGAUGAAAAUAAAUCCCUUUGCCAUGGUCAAGUUUUUUUUCGUUUGCAUUUUCAAUUUGGAUUUUGCCGCAUACGCGUGUACGUUCUGUGCUUGAGAAUUUCACGACAUCAAGUUGGAUUUCUGUUUUUAGUUAAUUAAUUUUUUAUUUUUUUUGGUGUUUAAAUGGUGAAUAAGCAAGCUAUGUGGAAUAAGUCAUUGGAUUCACAUGCCAUUUAAAUAUUGGAGCAUACGUCUCAGUUAAAGGACAUUGUCAUGCCAUUGAGCAACACAAUAAGGGAGGAGGAUUUAGAAGAGAAAAAAACUGAUUUGUGGUAAAGGGGAGAGCAUGCUGGGGUGGGGGGGGGGGGUAAAAUCUUAGUUGGGGUCUGGGAUAAAUACGAGGGGGGGGGGGGGGGGGGGGGGGGGGGGGGGGGGGGGGGGGGGGUAAAAUCUUAGUUGGGGUCUGGGAUAAAUACGAGACUUGAUGAUGGGGCGUAUCUAGGGUAAGUGCAGCCCCAAUUCCACGAAAAAAAAAACAAACAACAACUCUACAGUUGGCCAAAAACUACAUCAUUUUUAUUAUAAAGAUAAAUGUGCCACCCAGGGUGGACUGACACCUCCGCAUACAUUUCCUAUAUGCCACAUGAUGGGGGUUCCUUAUUAAAAAAUAAACUCGUCUAUGCAUUCAAAUUCAAAUGUUUGAUUUCUUUAAAAAAAUUAACCUAAUUUUAUUGUCCCAGCCCCCACACCUGUGACCCUUUAUUUUUUAAACAAUUGCACAAUAAACACAACUAAGAUAACAACACUAUCCUAAACCGGUCAACGAAAUGUUCAACACGUUUGCGUUAUUAGUAUUAGAUCUAGUUCAACUCGUCCUCGUAGGAUUGGGUUCAGAUGCUUAUUUUUUUCAAAAUAAAAGUUAAUUUUUAAAAAAUAAACAACACACAGUUUGUGAAUCACUGACUAAUUUUUUUAUUUUUUUUAAAGUUCAAAAUCGAAAAGGUUGUUAAAUUUGUGCGUUGUCCCGUCGAUAGUGUACACGAGUUAACCUAGCACGAGUUGGCUUCUGGGACGGAUGGUGGAUGGAUAGCUGAUGGAUUGAGCCCGUGUAGUUAGUUAGUCCCUGGCACUGAUAUCUGGAUACAGUCACACGCAAUGCGAAGAUUAGUUUCAAACAGCCAGACGUCGAGCGGUAAGAUUCUCCAUCUCAGACUUUUCCUCUCUUUAACUCUAUCUUGGCCCAAGCAGUGGCGUUGUUAAGGUUGAUUCCGUUCAGCUGGUGAACCCAAUCAUAGAUUUGAGAAGUCCUUAGUUCGGCCCUGUCUGGUCACAGGGUACCCGCGUAGUAGCAGUGACAAAUAUGAAGAAACCAGGCAUUAACCAAAAGAAGGUCCGUACUUUACAUGGAAAUACUAGUACAUUUAAUUUGAUACAAAUUGUUCUUCGCUAAAAAUUAUUUUCUUUGUUCAAAAUAUCAAAUAAGAUAUUUAAAGUCUGCAAAAGGAAUCCGUUCAUAUUUUUUUCCAACUAUAGUCAGGCCACAGCAUGUCAGAGGGACAGUGAACGGACCCCUGUUUUAAAACGUUUGAGUACCCCUGAUAAAAUUUAAACAAAAAUAUUCAGCUUUGAACUUAGAGCAGCGGUUCUCAACCUUCUUAAUGCCGCGACCCUUUAAUAGAGCUCUCCAUGUUGUGGCGACCCCCAACCACAAAAUUAUUUUCAUAACUGUUAUUAUAUGUGUUUUCCGUUUGUCUUCGGCGACCCCUGGGAAAUGGUAAUUCGACCCGCAAAAGGGUCGCGACCCAUAGGUUGAGAACCGCUGAACUAGAGGAAUCGCACGAGUUACCGCCCGUCCGACUAGUAUUUGAGUGCAGUGACUUGCUUACGGGACUUGAUCUCCAGAUUUUUUGGAAGAUGUUUUCUCUAACACCAUUUACGUUCAACCAUUGGACAUGGCAGCGGAGGUUUAAAGUAUAUACGCGUUGAGAUUUUGUAGGGUUUGAGCUCCAGCCGACGUUUGUCCAGUUGACCACACACCCACCCAGCCACCCUUGAAUUUCAUUUGCAAUAAUAUUAUUCAUUUAAAAGCAAUGUUGUUCUUUCCUUUCACAGUAAAUCGAUCUACCUUCGAAUUCAGUUAAUGGUGAACUCAACCAAUGGCAGAUCGCCUUACCAUUGACAUCCUCCAAUCAUUGACCCCCUUUCACACGGACGGCUCGGACAACGUCACAAGGGCUUCCCGUGACGUACUUAUCAGCCUCGUCAAAACUGAGCCGAGGAUUCACGACGUUUUCUUCUCAGACUUUGAAGCAGCACCAGAGGCGAAGCUCGUGGACUUGAGGUCAUUUCCGCUAGCCACGUUUGCGACCUUGUUCCUGGCCGAGGCGAUAACGAAGCUGAAAGAUCCUUACAACUUCCACGGCGCCAUUAGCGAGGGGGUGGUCGGAAAUAAACUCAGGGAAAUCUACGAAAGUCUUCAGUGGAAAAAGCUAGGUUAGCCAUUAACAAUUGACUUGAUAGCUACCGGGUACAGUAUAUUGUUAUUGGUAUCACUGGCGGGGCAUCUUCACUGAACUUAAUAACACAUUUCAUAUGUUGAAUAAUAUGCAGCAUCAACGGGGCUAUUAAAAUACUGUAGCAAGAUAUGAAGACAAUGCACACAACGUGGUUAAGUGUAAUUGUUAAACCGUAGGUUAUAGUUGUACGCAUUGGAACUAGUAAAGUAGUAAAAAAAAAAAAAAAAGAGAGAGAUAAAUAUGGAGGUGGGAGAUUGGAGGAAGAGAUGGUGUGUGAGAGCGAGGGGACAGAAAAUAAAUAAAAUGUAAACAAAAAAAAAAAAAAAAAAAAAGAGAGAGAUAAAUAUGGAGGUGGGAGAAUGGAGGAAGAGAUGGUGAGGGAGAGCGAGGGGACAGAAAAUAAAUAAAAUGUAAACAAUAAUGUCGUCAUUUUAUUCUUGGUGUUUUAUUAUUUUUUUUUUAUGAAGCUAAACACGAUACUUGUGAAACGCAACACAUAUCUUAAUUAACACAAUAAUUCCCCUUAAAACAAGUAAUGUACUACUGAUUAAAUAGUAAUGGGACGGAGUUACUUUCCAGGUUUCCAAAUCUACACUCUGGUGUAUCCGGAUGUCGUAAAGGACGCUAAGACCAACGUGAGUCUGCGAGACUUCAUGACGUCAGAUGGGUUAGUGUUCAUGUGGCUGGAUAAAUUAUUUAAAAAAAUUAACAUACCCCCCCCCCCCCAACCACCCACCACUCCCCAACACCCUGAGGACAUUCACAUUUUGAAAGAAAAAAAAAUUGAACGCGUGACGAAAUUUUCCUACCAACUUUAUAUAAAUCAAAACUACCCUUGGCCCAAUGCCUGUAUCAGAAUAGAACAACUUCACACCAAUACUGGUACUACACUAAAACCUGAACAUACAUUUUAAAACACAAUUCCUGACAAUUUACAACACCGCUUGAGUAUAAUACAAUAGAUACAACAAUCAGAGUACCGGUAUAAACUAACCCUAGCCUUAAGCGGAAGUAGGCCUAUCAGAGUACCGGUAUAAACUAACCCUAGCCUUAAGCGGAAGUAGGCCUAUCAGAGUACCGGUAUAAACUAACCCUAACCUUAAGCGGAAGUAGGCCUAAGCGUAACUCAGUAAAUACCACCACCAUUCCAUAUCCAUAAAUAAUUAUUAUACAUAAUAAUAAAAUAAAAGUGAAUUUAUGGAUUAAAAAAAAAAAGAUUUAACAAUCAAUAUUGUUGUUAGCAAAAAAAAAAAAAAAAAAAAAAAAAAAAAAUAAAAAAAAAAAAAAAGAAAAAAAAAAAAAAAAAAAAUUAAAAAAAAAAAAUUUUAUUAAAAAAAAAAAAAAAAAAAAAAAAAAGAUUGUUUAAAAUAAUAUUUUGAGAUGGUAUUAUCCGUGGACAUGCCCAGUUUAAAUUUUUUUUUUUCCGCAGCCACAUUUGGGCAGAGAAGCUGGUCAACAGCGUGUACGAGUCGUCCUGGACGCGAACCAUUCACCAGAAGAUUGUCAAGGGGAAGUACUCUGAGCAGAUGUACAACAGGGACAUGAAUGCGCUUUUUGUGAAGCUCCACCUCUUGGAUCCACAGUCCGUCAUUCCAGCCUACCAGUUUCUCUUGAAUCAAAGAGGUAUAGCUAAAUAAAGAUGCAUUUGUCAUGCAUAAUUCGAGUGGAAAGGAAAGCUUUUAAAAAUAGAUUGAACGUCAUUCUUCGUUAUGCCAUGUGUAGACAAACCUGCAGCCAUAUCAACUUUGAAAAUAAUUAAUCACAUGCCCAUACUGAGCUAAUUCUUUUAAAUGUUCUUUUUUUCGUAUAUAUCAGGGGGUCAAGUCCUGGGGAAAAAUGCAUGGGAACGCACCCAAGACCCCCCCCCCCCCCCCCACACACACACGUAUACACCUUUUUCCCUGAAACGAAUGUGUAUUUAUUUUUAAACCAAAAAAAAAAAAAGGAAAAAAAAAGUACAAUAAUGCCGUUCCCAUACGUUCCUGCGGGACUCGAGGCCUGAGAUUUAUCUUUUUGGAGUUUGUGAGUUGGAAAUGUGAAUGGGGUAAACAUGAGGUACUCGAACCCUCCCGUUACUUACCAUGAUUAAACUGGUGAAAUGUAUAUACCGGGUUAUAUAUACUUUUUAAAUGAUCUUUUAAAGUUUUGAUUCCAUUCUGAAUAUGUAUCUCUUGUCUCAUUAUUCUGUACAUCAGUACAUGUAUCUCUUGUCUCAUUAUUCUGUACAUGUGUACAUGUAUCUCUUGACUCAUUAUUCUGUACAUCAGUACAUGUAUCUCUUGUCUCAUUAUUCUGUACAUCAGUACAUGUAUCUCUUGUCUCAUUAUUCUGUACAUCAGUACAUGUAUCUCUUGACUCAUUAUUCUGUACAUCAGUACAUGUAUCUCUUGUCUCAUUAUUCUGUACAUCAGUACAUGUAUCUCUUGUCUCAUUAUUCUGUACAUGUGUACAUAUAUCUCUUGACUCAUUAUUCUGUACAUGUGUACAUGUAUCUCUUGUCUCAUUAUUCUGUACAUGUGUACAUGUAUCUCUUGACUCAUUAUUCUGUACAUGUGUACAUGUAUCUCUUGUCUUAUUCAUUUUUAGCCUUGCCAAUCGUCAACCUCGAGCUUGCAACUCGAAACUAUCUCGGGGGACCUCUGGAGUGUACCGUGAUCCAAAAAGACGUUGAGAGAGCUGAACACAAAUCCAGCGCCCCUGUGCACAUUAGUAGACUGAGCCUAAACACUGACGUAGAUGUUCAUCAUGGGAUCGAGGUGGACGAGUUCAUUGUGACAGAGUGCAGGAACCUCGGCUUGUGGGCGGGGACACGCCCGGAUAACUUUAAAAGUGUCAAAGCAAAAGAUAGAUGCCGUAUGAUGUAGGCAAUGGUGCACCUAGGGGAUGCGAGGGGGUGACCCCCCCCCCCACUUGGGUAGCACUUAUAGGAUUUAUAUAUAACAGUAUAUAAAUGCUGUGAGUUUGUGGGGAAAAGGUGUGUGUGUAUGUGGGGGGGGGCGGGGGUCACUUUUGAGAGUUUGCAUUUAGUCAAGGUAUAGGUCACUGGAUGAAAGCGCAAAAUGUAUGUCCUAAUAUUAAAAAGAUUCAACUUGCUUGUUAUGAAAUAUGUGUAUUUUAUUUUUACUCAUUGUAAGUAGCAUCGCUUGUUUUGACAAAUAGCCAAAUAUAAUACUAAUAAUAAUAAUGAUGACGAUCUGGAAAUAAAAAGUAUCAUCAAACUUU
Messenger RNA from Lymnaea stagnalis (great pond snail), 6526 nucleotides. Lineage: Eukaryota; Metazoa; Mollusca; Gastropoda; Lymnaeidae. The record is from the annotation of a GenBank genome assembly.